AUGGAGCAACAGGGCAACUCGGCGCGGUCUGUAGAGGAUACCAAGGCCGCCGAAACGACCCCCCUCCCGCCUCAGACAAAUACGUCGCCGCCGCCGCCGCCAGAGACAGAGCCCGUCAACCAGGUAAACGAGACGCCUGUCGACAAGGUCGAGAAAAAGGCCAAGAAUUCCGAUCAGCGCAAGCAAAAGGAAGCCAAGACUCGUCGAAAAGACACCAAGUCCCGAAGACGGGCUUCUCAUCAAGAGUCCGAUACCAGCGACGACGACGAUACGAGCAGCGAUGAAUCGGAUCUGUCGGACAACUCCGCCGCGGAGAGAAAGUCCAAAAGAAACCCGCGUCGCCGGCGCCUCCGCAAAGUCAGUUCGGGAAAGCUGGCCAAGUCCUCGAGGGCCACGUCCAGGCGCUACAAGCGGCGAUCGAGAGGCGACAGCGACUCGGCCCUGAGCUCCGACUCGUCUUCAGACUCGGAGCGCGACUGCGAGGUUCGAGUGGUGCGCGAUGACAGACACAGCGGAAGUGAGACCGACAAGGAAGUGCAGAACCUUCGUCGGCAGCUUCAGCAGCUGCAACAGCAAGUUGCGCUGCAGCCAGCCAUGGUCAGCCCGUUUGCCCCCAACCCCGCCUUGUAUCCGAUGCAGAGUUUCAAUCCUUUUGGAUUCCACCCUUUCAUGCCUGCUCCUGCUGCGCAACCUCACAACCCUGGUCCUGGACCGUCGACGACAUCCCCCCCACCACCCCCUCCCCCUCAGCAAAGCACGCCUCCUCCACCUCGCAUACGCCGUGCAUACCAACGCGGAAUACCCGUUGAGAUUGAAGAGGAGAAAAAGGACAGGUCGCGUGCCAGAAAGGACGGGAAACCGUCGUUUCGCCGGGUCGAUUUUGUAUGGGAUUCGGCUGCGCUUUGCUUCAAGAUUCGAGAUACGACCGACGCACAGUCACAGGACGACGACGAUGACGACAACAUUUUUCUGGUUCGGAGAACAUUUGAUACGCAGGGAAGGUAUCGCCAAACUUUUGUUGACAUUCGAAGCAAGCUUUUGAGGGAGUGCCUCAAGGAGACGAUUGGAGAAGUCAAGGGUGUGACGUUUGUUGAGGAGAUUCCCAAGCUUGACCCCGAUUUUCUGUUUCUCUACCUGGACGACUUGCGUGCACACUACAAGCACCUGAAAACUGUCAAACCGACGGGAGACUCCAAGCGAGAGAGGGCCAAAAAUGCCAAGAAGAUUGAUCUAAAGACCAUGCAUCUCAAGAUACUCCUCAAAUACCUACGCAAGGACUACGCCGACAUCAAGCGCCAAGUCGACUCGCUCCUCCGCAACGGUCUCAUCACCUUUGAACUCCUCUGGGCCCUCUGGAAGCCCAAGUCCCUCGUCUACACCACCUCCUUUGGCGACGACGACGAGCCGCGCGUGUUCCGCGUCGAGAGUGUCGAGCGCCACGUCAACAUGCAAAAGGGCGAAUUCUACCACAUUGACGGCAAGUAUUUCGAGUAUGACGGCAAGCACUUUGGCUACGGCAGCAUGUCCGAGGAGAUUGGGUCGUUUCGGGGCGCUCGAAAAAUCACGAGCCUGCCGUGCUACCCGCUGCGCUUCCACCGCGACGAGGCCGGCUUGCGGGCGCGGCUGGUGGCGCGCGGGAAACGGUUUGUCGAGCUGCGCGGGGUGCACUUCAAGAGCUACUCAGGCAUGGCGUAUCUUAAGAGCAAGAAGCACGGGGUGAUUCGUUUCAACGUGCAGCAGAGCCGCAUGAUGGUGGACACCAAGACGUUUCGCCGCAUCAACCCAAACUACUCCGUGUCACCGCUCGGGCACACGGCGCACGGUUCGAUGCCACCGGGCAGCAUGUCGGACGAUGAUGAUGACUCUGAUUACAACUCGGGCGGGUCGGAUGCCUACAACAGCGACAACGGUCAGCUCGAGGUCCUGACGACGGUAUACAAGGACGGCGGCAACGAACAGACCGCCGUCGCCGCCAAGGGCUCGUCGUCCGACUCGUGCGGCAAAGCCACACCCUCAUCGUCAUCAGUCGACGGCAAGGGCAAGCCAUCUGACAGCGCCGUUGACGACCUUCCGCGCGCACUCACCGACGAAGACUACAUCCUGGCGUCACCAGUGGUGCUCGGUUUCGCCUUUGCAGAGAAGCAGUGGCUCGAGUUCAAAGUGUCCAACGUGCGCGAGAUCAAGUGGAACGACCAGGCGUGGGACUCGCUGGUGCUCCCCCCGGAAACUAAAGACCUGAUCAAGGCGCUCGUCACCUCGCGGCGCACCAACGCCUCGCGCACCAUCGACGACGUCAUCCAGGGCAAGGGCAAAGGGUUGGUGACGGUGCUCCACGGCGCGCCGGGCACCGGCAAGACGCUGACGGCCGAGGGCAUCAGCGAGCUGCUACAGUGCCCGCUCUACAUGGUGUCGGCCGGCGAGCUAGGCACCGAUUCGCGCUACCUCGAGGCGGAGCUACAGCGCAUCCUCGACAUCUGCCACGCCUGGGGCGCGGUCCUCCUGCUGGACGAGGCCGACGUCUUCCUGGAGAAGCGUAACAUGUCCGACGUGCACCGCAACGCACUCGUGAGCAUCUUUUUGCGCCAGCUCGAGUACUUCCAGGGCAUCCUGUUCCUGACGACGAACCGCGUCGAGACGUUUGACGAGGCCUUCCAGUCGCGCAUCCAUAUUGCGCUGCGCUACGACAACCUCGACGCCAAGGCGAAGCGCAAGAUUUUCGGCAUGUUCCUGGACAGGGUGCGCGCGCUGGGCACCCUCUCCGUCGAUGCGCUCUCCGAGGAGGACCUGGCACGGCUGGUGCGGCAGGACCUCAACGGGCGCGAGAUCAAGAAUGUGGUGUCGAGCGCGCAGGACCUCGCAAUGAGCAAGGGCGAGACGCUAGGUAUGAAACAUUUGCUGCAGGUGCUCGAUGUGCAUGCGCGGUUCAGCAGGGACCUCAAGGGCGGGACGGGCUAUGAGGAUGCGAUGAGGAGCUACUUUUAA
Molecule: messenger RNA, 2982 nt
Organism: Cordyceps militaris CM01
Lineage: Eukaryota; Fungi; Ascomycota; Sordariomycetes; Hypocreales; Cordycipitaceae
Product: AAA family ATPase, putative
Exons: 1
Coding region: 1-2982 (993 amino acids)
Molecular function (GO): ATP binding; ATP hydrolysis activity
Source: RefSeq, a predicted model, not a curated record